This is a messenger RNA of Brienomyrus brachyistius, 4997 nucleotides long. Its product is annotated as potassium/sodium hyperpolarization-activated cyclic nucleotide-gated channel 1-like. Gene Ontology annotation, molecular function: voltage-gated potassium channel activity. The record is from RefSeq and is a predicted model, not a curated record. Gene Ontology annotation, biological process: transmembrane transport; potassium ion transport. NCBI's taxonomy places the organism in Eukaryota, Metazoa, Chordata, Actinopteri, Osteoglossiformes, Mormyridae. The coding region runs from base 2460 to 4415 and encodes 651 amino acids. Gene Ontology annotation, cellular component: membrane. The transcript is spliced from 9 exons.
GGGUGCUGAAGACACUAGUACGUCUUUGACUCAUGCUGAACAGUUCUUCCUCUAGUCCUUCUGUCAGUAGCACAUGCUGUCAUUUCCCAGCUGUUAACUCGUGUGUACUGACACCACAGUUAAAUGAGAUCACUCCCAUCAUCCCAUUCAAUUACUCCCACACAUUAACUCUUUCUUGCUUAUACAAUGUAAUCGGAUCCAAAACACUGACUGACAGAGUGAAACACCAUAACCUGUGUAGUCACAGCUACUGCCUGACUGGAAAUGAGAACUAUGGCAUCAAGCUUUUGAACAAAGUGUGCAGUGACCCUGACCAUAUAGCUUGUGAAUUACUUAUAGUGUGGAGGCAUAAGAGAAAGGUUGUUACCUUAGAUACACAUCACUGUUGUCUUUUUUCAUUAUUCUGUCAGAACGUCUGGUUCAUAACCCCUAAUUCUAAGUAAUAGAUAUAAUAUCUAAUUUUAUUUUCAUCUUCCUGCUCUGUUUUCCAUUUUUCCUCGUCUUGUGCAAAUAUUCUCGCCUUUAUCAUAACGUUUAUGCCACAACACAGGUCAUUUACAAGAGGGAUGGAUGAUGACUUUGUCAAAACAUAAGACUCUGGUCAUUGCGCACAUUCUUAGAGCUACUACUUAAGAGCUACCAAUCAACAGUCUCUCAAAACUUAUCCAAAAAACUAUGAAAGCUAUCAAAACGUUUACCCAUAUAAAUGGAGUAUUUAUUAAUUUAUUUAUUAAUCUAUAAAGCAUCUUAAUUACAGUACAGUCAAAGAAAUUGAUAUUUAAAUAAUCUUCAAGUUGAACUAUGAUAUUGCCUGUCAAAGUGUGUCGGCUUAGCCAUUUCAUAACAUCUCUUGAAGUCACCUCAGUGUCUGCAGUAACCAUCCAAUACACUAUUGUAUUUUUAUAACUUGACCACCACCACACCAUGUUUGGCGAAUUAAUACCUCAGUGAGUUAUUUAACCAGUUAUGUUAAUUAGUUAAUUGAACCAGUGAUGAAAUUAACCAAAUACAUGGAAUGGCUGGGUGCCCCUGUGGAGAGGUUUGGGAUCUGAAGCAGUUCUUGCAGCCAGCUAAGGCAAUAGUAACUAUAAUGAGAAGAAAUUCUAGUUAGUUUUUAUUGUUACUUUUAAUUUGCAUAUGUUAUAACGUUAAUUUGUGUAUUUAUUUCUGAGCAAAUAUAUAGUUGCUACCUAGGUAAAUAGCUUUAAGCAUUUUCUUUCACUGCAUAAGACCUUUGCACAGUAAUAUAUAGAGCUCAAUAGCUACAGGUAUGUGAUAUGUAAAUGUAAAUGAUUGGGGGUCCCGAUCCUCCCUACACUCAUCCAUACAGCUCCCAGUUAGGAACACUUUAUUUUAAUAUUUCAAAAACCCGCCGCCUGUAGCAUUGUUUACAAUGGGCCCCUGACGUAAGUCAUAAUAGAUCCAACUCGAGUUAACUGAUCCUGGAGUUGUUUUCCUGUAUUGUGAAACUUAUGUCAAAAUUGAGUGGUUAUAUCACGUUUUAAAUCAUAUAGAGGCACAUGUUGUUUUAUGCGCGAACGUGGGGAUAUAUAAUAUAUAUAUAUAUAUAAUAUAGGUUAGAAGGCAGGCUUUUAAAACAUGCCAGCCUGGGUAUCCUUUCCCAUCCUACGUAGUUCACCCUUUACUUUUUCAGUUCCCUGCCUCCUCCCACUUUUACAAACGUGCCACAAGCACAGCUCUAAAUGGCACGACCUUAGGCUAUGGAAGGUGGUGAUACGGCAAUGCGCGCCGCGUGUUUAUCAUAUUAGCUAUAAUAUUACUGCCAUUUUAGCAUUUAUUGCAGGUCUUCAUAUUUUCAUUUUGUUUUUCAUUUUUCUUCAGUCACUUUGGUGUUUUACUAAAAACUUACUAAAAGAAAGACUCACAGGAGUUUGGGUGAUUCAGCUGGAGGACUUCUUGAACAUUCUGAGGGGUAAUCAAAGAAACGAAGAGCAAAAUUAAACAAGUACCAGAAGAGUUACACUGAUUUUUUAGACUAAAUUACCUCUUUUAAUUUGACUUCUGGUGAGUCCCUGAUCUUGGUUUCAGCAAAUAGUACAUUACUUUACAUUUGAAAUGUAAGCUCAUCUCAAACUGAUGUUUCUCCUUAAUUUCCUGGUAUGCUUUGCCAACCAUCUGUCUUUUUUCUUUCUUGGAUGUGCAUGUACGCUGUGGCCUUCGCAUUUUUGUGAUGUUUGAUACCUUUUUUACCUUUAAUCGGAUACAUAGGUUAUAUUUAAUAGAAAUAUAUCACCCAUCAGACGCACCGAGUGCUGCAGCGCAAGAGGCAAAGGCUUAGAGUGUCGCUGUCUGGGGAACAAUUUAUUUUUGCAAUUUUUUUGGAGGAUAUUAUUUACCUGCAUCUUUAAGGAAAUAACAACUAUAGAACAGAAGUACGACUUCCAAUAGGAUUUCCUUCUGAGGAAAGAAACCAGGUACAGCACCAUUCUUGUGAUGCUAUGGACACCAUGGUGACUGUUUCAUCAACAGGUGAGGACAAUUCCUCUACAAAUGUGGCCUCCCACCGCAGAUAUGGCAAUUCCCGUACAGCAAACGCAAACCACUUCCAUUUGGAUACCAUGAGGAACUAUUCUGAGCCAACUCGGAGGCCCUCAGGGAACUCUCUCGCUGCUGUCAAAUCUGGUGAAUCAAGAGACUCUUCCAGAAAGGCAAGCAGUGCUACUAAUGAGCCCCUGGCUGGAACCAGAGGCAUCCCUGUGGCCUCCCAGGGUGAUGUCACACAAGAUGGGGAGGGACACACCUACGUCGACAACUCCGGCUGCAUCUAUAGGCAUAUCUCACCCAUGCUGGUGCCGUCGAUCAACAAGUUCUCCCUGCGCAUGUUUGGCAGCCAGAAGGGGGUGCUCAUGGAGCAGGAGAGGGUGAGGUCCCUUGGCAUAUGGAUCAUCCACCCAUUCAGUGAAUUCAGGUUCUCCUGGGACUUCUUGAUGCUGGUCCUGAUGAUUAUAAACUUGAUAACCUUGCCAUUUGGAAUCACAUUCUUUGACAGUGAUGACAGCUCAUGGUUUGGAAUCAUUUUUGGUGUCAUUAGUGACAUUCUGUUCCUGUUUGAUCUGUUAUUCAACUUCCGUACUGGCCUCCUGAAAGAGGAUACCUCCGAGGUUGUGCUGGAUCUAACUGCCAUCCGCCAGAACUACUUCCAGACCUGGUUCGCUGUGGACCUUGUGUCUUCCAUGCCUGUGGACUACAUUUUCCUCUUCGUGGACUUGGACGACCAUAUGGACUCAGACAUGUACAAAACGGCUCGUGCACUGCGUGCCAUGCGUUUCACAAAGGUCCUCAGCCUGCUCCGUCUGCUGCGGCUGUCUCGACUUAUCCGAUACCUUCGCCAAUGGGAGGAGAUCCUCAAUACGAAGUAUGACAAGGCCAGCGCACUGCUGCGCAUCACCAACCUCAUUGGUAUGAUGCUACUGCUAUGUCACUGGGAUGGCUGUCUGCAGUUCCUGGUACCCAGCAUGCAGGACUUCCCAUCCCACUGCUGGGUGGUCAAGAAUGACUUGGUGAACCAGACCUGGGUUGCACAGUACUCAUUUGCCCUUUUCAAGUCCAUCAGCCACAUGCUGUGUAUUGGCUAUGGUGUCCACGCUCCGGAGGGCUUAGUGGAGGUUUGGCUCACCAUGCUCAGCAUGAUGGUGGGAGCGACCUGCUAUGCUAUGUUCCUGGGCCACGCCACCACACUCAUUCAGUCACUAGAUGCAUCUCGUCGGCAGUACGAUGAGAAGUAUAAGCAGGUGGAGCAGUACAUGGCAUAUCAUAAGCUGCCCGCAGACCUAAGGCAAAGGAUCCAUGAUUAUUAUGAGCACCGGUUCCAGGGGAAGAUGUUUGAAGAAAGCAGAAUCCUACGGGAGCUGAGCGACCCAAUCAGAGAGGAAAUUGUGAACCAUAACUGCCGCCACUUGGUGACCAAUGUGCCACUAUUUGUUUCUGCGGACCCAAAUUUCGUAUUUGCCGUGAUGACCAAGCUCUGCCUCGAGGUCUUCCUACCUGGGGAUAUCAUCAUACGCGAGAGUUCGGCGGCGCGCAAAAUGUACUUCAUCCAGCAUGGCACUAUCAACGUGACCACCUCCGAUAAUGAGGAGCUGAGCCUCACCGAUGGGGCUUAUUAUGGUGAGAUGUGUCUGCUGACCCGAGAAGACAGCACAGCCACUGUCUUGGCCGAGACCUACUGCCGCCUUUACUCCCUGUCAGCAGAUGACUUCCAUGAGGUGCUGGAAGAGUACCCCUUCAUGAAACAGAUCUACGGAAUUGAUGAUGCGGAUAACCCAAGACACAAUGAUAAAAGAGAGGAGCAGUUGCUGCAGCAGAAUAGCAUGGCAGGAGAAGGCACUAUGACAUCUCCAGACUCAUCCCAGUGUGACACUGAGUUAGGUGGACAGGCCAGCAAAUAUGGUUAAUGAAUGUUAUAUUUCUACAUUAAAACUGACUCCAGCCAAAGCAGUGGAGCAAGAAUUAGCAUAAGCACCCCUAACCCAAACCCAACCUGCCUCCUGCCUGCAGUUCUCUUACUCCAGACCUUUUCCAGAAUGUAUACAGUCCCACACUCAGCCCCUCCUCUUUUAGCUCCAGGUCUCUUCCUAGAUAGUUUUGUUCUUAAACCCCUCUUAUUUUAUAUCCUGUGUUUGUAUUUAACUCUUUAACCUACGUUUCAUCAUACUUUGCACACUUUUAUAUGUGAGCAAAUUGCCUUUAGACACUGUAAUGACAAGAAGACACAUGUUAUUUCAUUAUAUGUAUAUAAUAUAAUAUUUAAAAUAAAUAUUUAUACACCUUAUAAGAAAGCAAGUGUUUCUGUCGUUCUUAAUUUAAAGUUACAAUCAAUUCUAAAAUUGAAAGCAUCUCUGCACAUCCCUACUGCCCUGUCUUAAUUGAUGACAAGACAUGUUAAGCUGUUUGCAGCUAUUCUGGUUGCUUGUGUUUAUGUUGGUUUCCCUUAAUUUUUGUAAGGUUUUGUAAUAUGCCUAUUGGAUUAUAUUAAA